UACACUCCGCCUCCUCACACACACACACACACACACAGAGAGAGUGUAGUAGAGGUUGUAUACAUACAGCACUACGGCCAUAAAAACUAUCGGAAAGAACAGCGCGUACCGCCAGUCUUGCCCAUUCUGCCGAGUCGGACACAUCGGUUUUGAGGAAAGGCCAAAACACAACAAGUUCGGUUGACAUUUUUUUUUUGUUGUCUUCUCGUGAAAAAAAAAAAAACUCGAUUACAAAAAUUAACUUUAGUUCGACGGUGGCGAGAGUUUCAUUCGCUGUGCUUUUUCUGAUUGGUUCGCUCCUGUUCGUUUAAUUUCAGUGUGUGUGUGCGUGUGCCUCCGUGAUAGAGCGCGAUUAGCAUGGCGCCACAGCAGGCCAACGUCGGAUCAACAGGUCCCAAAGAAAGAACAGGUGCUGAAGAUUGCGCAUCAGCUCGUUGCGGGAUGGACGCCGGCUGUCGUCACGAGCCCGACGGCUCUUGGAUUUGCAUCUGCACUCACGACUUGUCUCCCCAAAGACCCGAUGGAUCUUGCCCGCGCUUUGUCGUUACAGGACAACAUCAUCCGACGCCAAACAGAAAGACUUUGAUCAGCAUCCAGCGCAAAUCCACCGCACUCAACCAGACCGGACAUCACACGCAACAUCCGGUUAUCGAUCAACAUCCGAAUUCAAUCCCCACAUUACCCGGGUCACUUCCAGCGAUGGACGGCGAAUUGGAAACAUCGGUCAGCGCGUCAACGGCAGCCAUGACGUGGCUCGUUCCGGCCCUUGGCAUCGCCAUGGUAUUGACCAUCGUCGUGUGGUUGAGACGUCGGUUGGGCGAUAAAAAGAAAUCGAGACGGCCGACCACAUCGACGGCCGUCGCAGAGACCAGAGAUCCUCACUACCCGUCGUCGAUUGGCAAGCCGGCGCAAUUGAUGACGGUCGCAGAGAUGCCCGUCUGCCUGACAAAGAACGUCCUCCACCAGGAGCGCUUCACCAACAACCCGGAAUACGACUGGAACGCCGAUGGGGGCUCGACGGGAAGCGGCGCAGACACGAGCCACUUGCUCCAGCCGGCCAAUGGCAACGAUCAGUUCAAAUCGUUUGUCAUCAUCCGACCGGAAUGCAUCGAAUUGAAACAGGAAAUUGGAGAGGGCUGCUUUGGCAAAGUCUUCCGCGGCUCGCUGAGACGGCCCAACGGCGGCCAGCCGUCGUCGCAACAGCAACCCAACGAUGAAGCGGUGGCUGUCAAAGUUUUGAAAGCCGCAGCUGGACCCACCGCCCAGGAAGAUCUGCUCCAGGAAGCCGAAAUUAUGAUUUCCUUUUCUCAUCCAAACAUCCUCUCACUCAAAGGCAUCGUCAUCAACGAACCAAACAUCGGACCUUGGCUCGUGUUCGAGUACAUGGCGCUGGGAGAUUUGGCGCAGCUACUGCGAUCCGCCAACGGCAAUCUCUUUGCUAAAACCAAGACUCCCUACUCUUUAAAUCAGGACGACUUGCACUCGAUUGCUGGGCAAAUAGCAGACGGAAUGGCCUAUCUUUCAUCGCAGCACUUUGUCCAUCGAGACCUGGCCUGCCGCAAUUGUUUAGUAGGCGAACGGCCUCAAGGGGGCGGACUGGCCGUGAAAAUAUCCGAUUUCGGAAUGAGCCGAGACGUUUACACUUGCGAUUAUUACAAGAUCGGAGGUUCGCGGAUGCUGCCAGUUCGCUGGAUGGCACCGGAAUCGAUUCUUUACGGCAAGUUCACGCUGGAAUCGGAUGUUUGGAGUUUCGGUGUUGUUUUGUGGGAAGUGUUUGCCCUAGGAGUUCAGCCCUAUUACGGCCAUUCAAACGAACAGGUGGUUAAAUUGAUCCUUCAGGGGAUCCUACUGACACCCCCUAACUCGGCCCCACCCCUCAUUUGCCAGCUGCUGAACGGUUGCUGGAAAACGCAGCCGGCCGAUCGGCUGACCUUUGCCGAAAUUCAUUCCAAGUUGAAGCGUCACGCGCAUUCUUCAAACGAUCAAGAAACUUGGACACCAUCGGCCGUCACCUACGUCCAUCUGAGACACGACGACGACAUCGAUCAACUCGACCCCAACGUCGAAUACCUUCAAACACUGCCGGACCUGCCCGUCCACCAUUACACCAACACAUGAAAUGUUUUUUUUUUCUUCCUCCAAUUAAAAUCCAAAACGAGGACUUGCAAAAAAAAAAAAAAAAAAAAAUUAAUAUUUUGUUUUGAAUUGUGUGUGAAAAAACAAAACCCAGUCAUAUCUUCAAAACAGAUUUUUUCUUUUUUCUUUAUAAAAACAAACGAUCGAAGACGAAAAAAAAACUAACUAACUAAAACUUAUUUAAUUAUGUCUUACUGUUGUGCAUACGUAUUUUUUUACCUGGUGACGUUGUGUAUGUUGGUGUUGUCGCAAAAAAAAAAAAAGAAAAUUGGAAAAAAAAAGAAAGAAAAAUAUUUGAAAAAAAAAGACGCACGACGUGCACAGUUUUAUGUCGAUUUAAAAAAAAAAAACGAAAAGGUGAUCAAAAACACGAAAAUAAUGGAUAAUCAAAAAUUUUUUUUUUUAUGUUUGAGAUGAGGGGCAAAGAAAAAAUCAGCAUGAAAGGGGGGGGGGCUCAGGGGGAAAGGGACCUCUAACUUAUUCGGCUGGCUCUGAAUGCGUGUGGCUCCUUGUUGAUAUAUAAUUGGGUGAUGAAAAAAAAAAUAAUCAAAAUUUUUUUGUUACUUGACACCACAGGGAGGGGGG
Molecule: messenger RNA, 2721 nt
Organism: Daphnia magna
Lineage: Eukaryota; Metazoa; Arthropoda; Branchiopoda; Diplostraca; Daphniidae
Product: muscle, skeletal receptor tyrosine-protein kinase
Exons: 8
Coding region: 358-2118 (586 amino acids)
Biological process (GO): protein phosphorylation; multicellular organism development; cellular response to nerve growth factor stimulus
Cellular component (GO): axon; signaling receptor complex
Molecular function (GO): neurotrophin binding; ATP binding; neurotrophin receptor activity
Source: RefSeq, a predicted model, not a curated record